Rhincodon typus (whale shark) is the source of this 823-nucleotide messenger RNA. Its product is annotated as hexokinase-2-like. The transcript has 4 exons. Gene Ontology annotation, biological process: intracellular glucose homeostasis; glycolytic process; glucose 6-phosphate metabolic process. NCBI's taxonomy places the organism in Eukaryota, Metazoa, Chordata, Chondrichthyes, Orectolobiformes, Rhincodontidae. The record is from RefSeq and is a predicted model, not a curated record. Bases 1 to 738 code for a protein of 245 amino acids. Gene Ontology annotation, molecular function: glucokinase activity; ATP binding; mannokinase activity. Gene Ontology annotation, cellular component: cytosol; mitochondrion.
AUGAAAGUCAUUCCCAGAUCCUGUGCAUUGUUGGUCCGUUGGUCGCCAUUGCGAAACCAAAUGGUAUUGGUGUUAGCGCGGAACUGGGGUUGGCUGUGGUUCUUCAGGCAAACUCUUCAUGGCCACUCCAAUCAAUGGAGUCGACCUUCCGGUGGUCCGUCGGACGAUUUGAUUUGCUAUACGUGCCAAGAUUUUGUCCUUAUGUUUCCCCCCAACCCUCUCUUCUUUUGGCAGCUGUUUGAUCACAUCAUCCACUGCAUCUCGGAUUUCCUGGAUGACAUGGGGAGAAAGCAAUGCGUUCUGCCACUGGGCUUCACCUUUUCCUUUCCUUGCGAGCAGCGGGGCCUCGAUCAGGCCAUCCUUUUGAAGUGGGCGAAAGGAUUCAAAGCGACAGGUUGCGAGGGCAAAGACAUUGUCGAUCUCCUCCGAGAAGCCAUCAAGAGGAGAGAGGAAUUUGACGUGGAUGCGGUGGCGAUUGUCAACGACACUGUUGGAACCAUGAUGUCUUGCGGAUAUGAUGACCCUUUCUGCGAGGUCGGCCUCAUUGUGGGGACAGGUUGCAACGCAUGCUACAUGGAAGAGAUGAAGAAUGUGGAGGUGGUCGAAGGCGAGGAAGGGAGGAUGUGCAUUAACACAGAAUGGGGCGCCUUUGGCGAAAACGGCUGCCUGGACGACAUCCGAACCGAAUUCGACCGGGAAGUGGAUCGGCUUUCGAUGAAUCCGGGCAACCUGACGUAAGGAAGUACAGUUCUCAAAUCCCGAGGCAUCGCUUCGGGAAAUGAGCAAAACCCUUUGGAAUUGUAGGAUGAUUUGUCUGUUACCU